CCUGCGAUUUCACCACCCAGCCAUUGAUGGAGGAAGAUGAGAAGGUGGUCAAGUCCGUCGUGGCGGGAACCAUCCCUUCGUACUCUCUGGAGUCAAAGCUCGGAGAUUGCAAGAGGGUAGUAGCUAUCAGUCGCGAGGUGCUGCAGAGGAUUACAGGGAAGUCUCUCACUGGUCUGCCAUUGGAGGGUUUCGAUUACGAGUCAAUUUUGGGUCAGUGCUGCGAGAUGCCAGUUAGGUACGUUCAGAUUCCAGUUGGGAUUGCCAGGCCUCUUAUGCUCAACGGUAGAGAGUUCUAUGUGCCAAUAACCACCACCGAAGGUUGCUUGGUUGCUGGCACCAACCGUGGCUGCAAAGCUAUCAACUUGUCCGACAGAGCCACUAGUGUGUUGCUGAGAGACGGGAUGACCAGAGAGCCUUGUGUGAGGUUCAACUCUACUAAGAGAGCUGCCGAAUUGAAGUUCUACUUGGAAGACCCCAAAGAAGAACAUAAACAAGGUUUUCAUUGA
Malus domestica (apple) is the source of this 506-nucleotide messenger RNA. Its product is annotated as 3-hydroxy-3-methylglutaryl-coenzyme A reductase 2-like. Gene Ontology annotation, cellular component: endoplasmic reticulum membrane; peroxisomal membrane. The record is from RefSeq and is a predicted model, not a curated record. NCBI's taxonomy places the organism in Eukaryota, Viridiplantae, Streptophyta, Magnoliopsida, Rosales, Rosaceae. Gene Ontology annotation, molecular function: hydroxymethylglutaryl-CoA reductase (NADPH) activity. Gene Ontology annotation, biological process: coenzyme A metabolic process; isoprenoid biosynthetic process; sterol biosynthetic process.